This is a messenger RNA of Cuscuta campestris, 3496 nucleotides long. The record is from the annotation of a GenBank genome assembly. NCBI's taxonomy places the organism in Eukaryota, Viridiplantae, Streptophyta, Magnoliopsida, Solanales, Convolvulaceae.
GACUCAUGGAACCAAUGAGGAGUCUUCUUCUUCUCUCCUAAGCAAAGUUACCUAUCCUCGGCCGGCGACUCCCGCGAUACCCGACCCGAUUUCGCAAUGAAAUCUGCUGCUCGUUCUUCCUAUUAGAACUUCUAAAUCCCUAAUUUCUGAACGAUUCGGCCAUUCUCACUCACACAUUAGUCCAGAACGGAUAUACAUAAUCGUCCGCCCGGUGGAGUAGAUGGAGAAUUGUAUAUAUAUCAGCAGUAGCGAUGACGGCUAUUACUCUUCCGAUCAGGAAUCGCUCGACGGGCUUGAGAAUGAGGAGUCUGAUUCUCCUGUUGGAGGAGGAAAUUCUUGCAAGGUGAUCACAAAAGAGUCUUUGUUGGCUGCACAGAGGGAGGAUUUGCAGAGAGUGAUGGACUUGCUUUCAAUAGGAGAACACCAUGCUCGUACUUUACUCAUUCAUCAUCGGUGGAAUGUUGAAAAGCUGUUUGCAGAUCUUGUUGAGAAGGGAAAAAGCAACCUUUUUGCUGAAGCUGGAGUAUCUGUUCAUGAAAAUAACAAUCUUGAUCACAAACUCAGUUCUCCCUCGUUAAUGUGCAAUAUAUGCAUAGAAGAAUUACCCAGAAGUGAAAUGACACAAAUGGACUUUGGUCAUUGCUUUUGCAACAGCUGCUGGACAGAGCAUUUUAUUGUGAAAAUAAAGGAAGGUCAGAGUAAGCGGAUCAGGUGCAUGGCUCACAAAUGUUUUGCCAUUUGUGAUGAGGCAGUUGUAAGGAAGCUAGUUGGUAAAGAUCAUCCUGAUUUAGCAGAGAAAUUUGAAAGAUUUCUUCUUGAAUCAUACAUAGAGGACAAUAAGAUGGUUAAAUGGUGCCCAAGUAUCCCCCACUGUGGAAAUGCUAUACGCAUUGAAAAUGAUGAACAUUUUGAAGUGGAAUGUUCAUGUGGAUUGCAGUUUUGUUUCAACUGCUUAUCAGAAGCACAUUCCCCUUGCUCGUGCUUAAUGUGGGAGCUCUGGGCCAAGAAGUGUCGUGAUGAAUCAGAAACUGUAAAUUGGAUUACUGUUCACACAAAACCUUGUCCCAAGUGUCUCAAACCUGUUGAGAAGAAUGGUGGAUGCAAUUUAGUUGGCUGCGUGUGUGGCCAAGCAUUUUGUUGGUUGUGUGGUGGAGCUACCGGACGAGACCAUACAUGGUCCCGCAUUGCUGGGCACAGUUGCGGCCGCUUCGUAGAAGACUCUGUAAAAAAAGCUGAAAGAGCAAAGCGUGAUCUUUAUAGGUAUAUGCACUACCAUAAUCGGUAUAAAGGGCAUAUGGAUUCGUUCAAACAGGAAUCUAGAUUGAAGGAGAUCACUAUAGAUAAGGUGGCAAGUUUAGAGGCGAGAGAUUUGAAUUUGAAGGAUUUUAGCUGGAUUACAACUGGACUCUAUAGACUCUUCAGAUCAAGAAGAGCUCUGGCUUACUCUUACCCCUUUGCAUAUUACAUGUUUGGUGGUGACCUUUUUAAGGAUGAAAUGACAAAUGAGCAAAGGGAGAUUAAGAAAAACUUAUUUGAAGACCAGCAACAACAGCUUGAGGGCAAUAUCGAGAAACUAUCUAAAGUUAUUGAGGAGCCGGUUGAUGAGUUCAGUGAAGAACAAAUAAUGGAAGCAAGGAUGCAAAUAAUCAAUCUCUCUGUACUCACUGAUACUCUCUGCAAGAAAAUGUAUGACUGUAUAGAAAAUGAGUUAUUGGGUUCACUUGUGUACUGUAACCACAGCAUAGCACCGUACCAGUCAAAGGGCAUCGAAAGGGCUACGGAACUCACUUCUGGGUGGAAUGCCAAUACAAACCAUAACAAUCAGGGUCAAACAGUGGUUGACCAGAUACCCGGUAAUUCUUAUGUGCUUUACCCCUCUAAAAUAAAGCAUUCGGACAUCUCUCUCUUCUUCCGACCCCAAACAAAUUCCGUAGCAUAAGAUAGGUCUCACACCCAUCUUGUUUCUUUUCGAUUUCAAUGCGUCUUACAUUCUUACCUCCCCAUUAGAAUACAAAGAAAAGGGGGGUGAGGGCUGUUGCAGAUUUCUUUUGUCUUUGAGGGUUUUGGAGGUGGAGGCAACGGGGGAGGGCUAUUUUUCAUUUGAAGACUAUAAUGCUUUCAAGUGAUGAAUUUUAAAAAUGAAAAAUUUAAAAUGAUUUAUCAGUAUGGCCAAUGAUGUGGUCAUUCAUUUAUUCUAUUUUUUACCGCGAACCAUAAUUCUUAAAAAAAAGCCUCCUUUCUCACUCCGGAGUCCUCUCCUCCAAAACUCUCCAACACAUUGCUUUCAAACAUAUUCUUAGUUACUUUACACUUGUGUUGGAUGGAUGGAUAGAAUUUGGAGAGAAAAAUGGGGAGAAGAAAACUCAUAUCCUAAUCUUUUUUCUCCCGUAGGAUUGAAGAAAAAAUAGAGAGGGAAGUGAAAGGGGCUAAGUGGGAAAGGGAGAGUUUCUCCUAAAGUGGCAACAAAAUGAUGGGAUUGGAGAAGUGUAAUAAUUAUUCUUUUGGCCGCACAUUAUCACAUAAGGAUUAAUAGUCAUUUUAUGUUAUCAUAUUUUCUCUCCAUCCAAACAAGGGAAAGAAUCUAUUUUUUUUAUUUCUCUUCAUUUUCUUCUCCUCCAAACAAUAUACUUUUUCUUUUUAUUUCUCGUUUUUUCUUCUCCUCAUUUCCUUUCCUCUCCUUUUCUUUCCCCAUGCAAACAAUCCAUAACCGGAUGAUAAAUAGGAUUACUUUUUCUUGACAUAUUAUGUUUCCAUGGUUGCUUAAUUAAAAUGACUGGUUCGGACAUUAAUGUGUGAGUGCUGCCAAUGAGGUUCAGAUGAUGAGCCACCACAAUGUUCUGCAAGCUCAGAUGAGAAUAAUGGCUGCACCUCUUCUUCUCGGAAGCGGGCUAGACAGGAGAAGUGCUUGUUUGAUCUUAACUUGCCUGCAGAGAUGCUGGACAGGCAUUGACAUAAGUGGAGUUGCUCCUCAUGAUCAUUGUUAUUCUUAUUUUAUAUAUAUAUAUAUAUAUAUAUAUAUAUAUAUAUAUAUAAAUAUAUAUAAAUAUAUAUAUAUAUAUAUAUAUAUAUAUAUAUAUAUAUAUAUAUAUAUUCAAGUUUAAGUGUACAGAUCUAACUGCAACUAGUUGUGCCAGUAAUAUAUUUAUAUAUAAAUGUUUUUGAAGCUGGAUCAUGGCAAAAAUGGUGAGAAAUUGGCCCAUAUCAACUUCAUUGUCACUUGUGCCUCAUGGUGUGAUGAUUAGUUUUCUGGCAUAGGCUUUGCACAAUCUUUGUGGUUUUUCCUGCUACUUGGCCUCUGCACAAUCUUUGUUGUACUACUAGUGAUUAAAGUGCAUAUAUUGAAGUGUUUUGAGCUUGACUAGGAACACAUCCAAACAGAAGCUUAUCAUCAUCGCAACCACGGGCGCGAACGAGCUGAGCUCAAAUGUAUAUAUGUUUGCUUGAGAUUGAAGAUAUUGUAUUGAACUUGAAUUAAGCUCGGAUAUUUGAGUUGGAA